AUGAGUGUGAGUAUCGUUCCCCUCGAGAGUCUAUCGAUAAAGAUAUCCCUUAUUGGGGAGGUAUCUCAACUUGCAAUAAAUCUUGGUUUAGGUCUUGGUACGCUCGUACUAUUUAGUUUUUUAAGGCCAAGGAAUGGUAUAGUUUAUUCACCGAAACAAUUUGCAUCGUCAGAUAAACAACCACCAAUUAUUGAAGAGAAUAAAUUAUGGGGAUGGGUCAAACCAGUUUUGGAAGCAGAUGAAUCCUUGUUAAUAAGAAAAAUCGGGUUGGACGCUCCGAAUUGGUUUUGGACACAUUCAGUAUUUACAUGGUUAUUCUCAUGUAUCAUGUAUGUGUUUUUAUAUUUGGAAUAUUCGGAGUAUCGUAGGUUGAGAAUGGGUUAUUUUAAAUCAGAAGGAUAUCGUAGAUCUUUACAUUCAAAAACUUUAUUAAUAACGGGGGUGCCAAAAUCAAAGCAAUCAGAUCAAGGGUUGAUAGAAUUCAUGGAAUUAAUCAAGGUCAAAUUUCCGAUUUCUGAAUCGGCUAUAGCGAGAGACGUUGGAGAAUUACCCGAAUUAGUUAUUGAGAGAGAAGAAGAUGUACGCGAUUUAGAGCGAGCCUUGAUCAAGUACUUGAAGGUACCAGAUCUUGAUACACAUAAGAGACCAAAGCAUCGUAAACAUGUAAUCUAUGGACGUAAGAUUGAUAGCAUUGAAUAUUAUACUCGUAGAAUUGAAGAGAAUGAAGCAAGAAUUACCAAAUUAAGAGAGAAAAGUUUAGACGAGAAGAAAACUUUGAAUUAUGGGUUCAUUUCUUUCGAAACGAUUCAUGACGCGCAUUCCGUAGUGAAACAAUUGGAUAGCGUCCCCUCCGGUGGUGUAAAACCAUCAUCAAUACUCGCACCAUCAGUUCAACUUGCACCAAUGCCUCAAGAUAUCAUUUGGAGUAACCUCUCCUUGUCACCAGCAUUUAGAAGUACUCAAAGAUGGAUUGGGCGUAUAGUUUUCAUUUCCCUUUGUUUUUUAUGGUUGAUCCCAUUGGGUUUUGUUAUAACCGCAGCAAAUAUUGAAAAUCUUGUGAAAAUCUUUCCAUUUUUACAAAGUAUUUUUAAUAACAACUUUAUAACAGGACUCAUUGAAUCAUGGAUGACACCAAUGAUAUUAACCUUGUUCGUUCUAAUGUUACCAGCCAUACUAAGAGUUUUAACAAGUAAACAAGGAAUAACGACAUAUUCGGAAUCAGAAAGGUCCGUCCUUGGAAAACUAUAUUUAUUCUUCUUUAUAAAUAAUUUAAUCAUAUAUACGAUAUCAUCAACCUUAUUGGAUAUAGCCACCAAGAUUAAAGCAUCGAUAGAUGCGGGUUAUUUAAAUGUAGGGGAUUUAACAAAGGUUAUAUUUAAUCCAGCGAUUUUAGAUGAGAUAGCGGAAUCAGCUAUCAAAGUAUCAUUUUUUUGGAUAAAUUACAUUUCUUUGAGAGGUCUAUUUGCCAUAUGGGACUUGGCUCAAUUCGUUAAAUUGGUUUACGUUUGGUUUCAAAAGAAAAUCCUAAGUCCCACCCCAAGGAAUUUAAAAGAAUUAAUCAUACCACCGGAAUUCGAUUAUCCCGUUUAUUAUAAUAUUCAUUUGUAUGUGUUUGUUACAAGGGUUGAAACGGGAGGAACCUUUUGGAAACCCGUGUUUAAUCGACUUAUACUUGCCAUUAUAUUUUGGCAAUUUACAAUGAUUGGAGUGAUGAAUAUAAAAGGAGCACAUAUACAAUCUUUAGUGGUCAUACCUUUGAUCUUCCUUACAUUAAUCUUGAAGGUAUUUUGUUCGAGGACCUUUGAUAAAUCAACGAGAUAUUAUAUACCAGAUACGGAAAGAACCGGAAGGUUUGAUAAAGGAAAACGCAAACAAGAAGAUCUUCACCUUAAAUUUGGACAUCCAUCAACAACGAAAGAAUUAAUUAUACCAAUGAUACAUGUUAAUGAGAAUAUUAAAAGUCAAUUAGAAAGUGUUUAUAGUGGUAGGAUUACCGAAACAACCGCUCUUACUAAACGCGGUAAAACAAAACGUAUUUUGUUGAUUGAAGAAGGUGAUUACACUUUAAGAAUUCAACCUAUUGAGGAGAAUGAAUUAUAUACCAUAGAUCCGGAUAAUUUUAAUAUGGGUUACGCCUUUGAAUUUGAUUCUCGAUCGAUGUUGGAAAGAGAUGGUAGUAGGUUAAGUAGAGUUAGUGUAAGUGACGAUGAAUUUGGUAGUAAAGAUUCUAAGAAUGAUUUGCUAGAUUAUGAUGAUGAUUAUACUUUGCAUCCUCCUCCUCCUAAAUAUCAAGAAGAGUGA
Molecule: messenger RNA, 2301 nt
Organism: Funneliformis geosporum
Lineage: Eukaryota; Fungi; Glomeromycota; Glomeromycetes; Glomerales; Glomeraceae
Source: the annotation of a GenBank genome assembly